GACAAAGAAGACAUUACCUCAAGUCUGCAGCAGAGUGUACAUCCAGAGCAGUUGUCGCCCUUGAUCUGUGUCAAACUAAUAUCAGAUCUGUGAGACAAGCACAGCAAAUUCAAGGGAUUUGUUAAAGUUUUUAAAAAACCGAUUCUUCAUUUUAAAUUAAAACUUUACAUGUCUUCAUCUUGAUGACUUAGAGAUCAAGUUCGAGUCUUGGUCCUUUUCUUCCAUUUCAGCAACAUUGCCAUGCUAUGCUGUUUGGAACACUUUUCCAGACUUCAAAAGGGUUGGCUAUUCUGAGAUAAGCUACAGAUCAAGUUUCAGUUUUGGGGAAAUUUUUCUCAGCAAAAUUGUUGCUGUUCUUUUUGGUGUUGUUGACUUUGACAUAACUACUAUUCUGAUGGCUCAAACCAGAAAGGACAUGUAAUUUACUUUAAUUUGCUUAAAUUGCAAUACUUUAUGAAUGCUUGGGAAAGACAUACUCCAUCAUUAUAUGACAGUUCGGGAAGUUAGACUUUCAGCUCCUGCAGAAGAUAAACAGUAAUGUUCAUGUAUUUAUUUCUUUAUUGGAGGGGUGUUUUACACCGUAUUCAAGAAUAUUUCACUUACACGAGGAAAGCCAGCAUUAUGGAAACUAAGCAGAAUCAGGGCUAAACCCCCGACUGUGCGCAGCUUGUGAUGUUCAUGUAAGUCAUCUGACAUUGUUUCUAUUAUAUGCAGAUUAGAGAAGAAAUUUUUAAAGUUCUGGAAAGAUUGCUCGGUGACAUUGAAACUUCAAGAGAGCUCCCCAAGAAAAAACACAUGCCAGCUCAGCCUCAGCAACACUAGUGGCCCUGCUGUCCCUGAUAGAAGAGUGCAGUGAAGGAUUUGUGAUUUAGCGUUGUCCUGCAUAAGACUGCUUCCUAGUCGGAACUGUCCUCCUAUUGCAGAAGAGCUCCUUUUCCCACGUUUUUAUUUCGGGAACCUCCGGUAAACACAGAAACCAUACUCCGCGCUAGGUUUCCGAAAAUUACCACGAUUUACUUUUACCCCUUUUCGGUAGCAUUGUGUGCGAGUCUAUCGGGAAACAGGAUUUGUUUGAGUUGUUAUCACAUUAGGAGUUCGCAGAACACCGACACUGGCUUUAUAAACAAAACAUUUUAUGAUUUCCUGUAUACAGUUUUGCCCAGACGUGAUGUAUGUGUCACCAGCGACAGAUAAGAUUAUUGUUUUGCCUUUCUCCAGCAAAAAUCAUGUGAUCAAUUGGUAGACACGUGGAAAUUUCGAGUCCAGUGAUUGUAAGUGGCUUGUAUCUACGUGGGGAUAAAACCAAUCUGUAUGACUAAAAUUCUAUCUGAGGGGACUCAGUAUUAAGUAAAUUACGUAUUCAUGUUUACAAAAUAUGCAUGGGUGUAAGUUGAAAGUCUUUCAAAUUAUGCCAGAAUCAACAACAAAUGUUUAGCUGCAGCAGUGCAAACACGUGUGUAGGUGUCACUUUGAUCACAAUUUCUUCUCGUCUGCUGGUAGGCCUAGUUUUCAAGUAUGAAUUUGCGGUAUGCUAAAUUCUCCUACAGAUUUGUAUACGCAGAGCCCUGCAGUUUGAAAACAGAUAUCUCGACUUGCGUAUAGGUUCUGGGUAGUCACGCUUAAUCUGCACCCAGUUUUCUCCAAAAUUGCCAUAUUUCACGAAAUAACGAUAAUAAAACAAUUAACAUGUUGCGAAGUGUACAUACUAAAAUUGUUAUGAUUAAAACUGAGGAAAACACGAACUGUUGGUGGUACGAGCUCAGCGAGCUUGUUUAUUACAUUCUUGAACUGUUAGUACAAUCCCCUGACCACCCCCAGUGAUGCUGAUAGAUUUACGAGCGGCUAAUUAAGAACAAUGACCCUUUUCCUUUUGAUCUGUUAGCUGAAGUAUGACAGCUGAAGAUGUCUCAGGGGAGCGAGUAAAGGAGAUAUGUGAGGAGAUAUUGUUUGACAGCUCUAGUCCGGGUAAGCUAUGUAAGCUUGAGGAUUGUUUUCAUGUCUUCUCAUAGUUGUGGAAGACAUGCAGUAUUGAGUUUGUGCUGUCUGGUGUCCACAGUAACGCUUGUCCACACGAUACCUCCAGAACUAAUAGGUUAUCACCAAAUUUAUAUAGAAGCUUCAUGACUAUGACCUUAAAAGAAAAGACAACUCUAGACCAAAUGUAUAUACAGUAAACUCUCAACAUCGACACCUUCAUUAACCGACAUCUUGUCAAAACCGACAACAUUUCGUGGUCCGUUUUCUGCUCCAUUUAACAGUAAUGUUAAUUGCCUUCAGUAAACGGACUCUGGUCUCUUCUGAACACCAACAGUGGUUUGUAGUGCAGACAUUUCCAGCGAGUGUUAAUCUGUCUUGUCUAAUCCGACGCAGCCUGUCGCACAACGUCCGACGGAGUCCGAGUUUGGCAUCAACUGGCCUGCUCCGCAUUGACUGAAGAUCAGUGGGAAGGGAGAUAAUCUGCUUAUGUGAACUCUUACCUAGCAGUUGGUGAUCUCCUGUGUGGAUACUGUACCAUGCCUCCUGCGGAGGUCAGAGUUUAGUCACUCUGUAAUUGAAAGAUGAGUCUGACACAGAGUAGCUCAAUGACUGAAUAAAACUGCCUCAAACAACAGUUGCCGUCACAAACUUCCCUGCUAUUGCCCUGACAACAUCCGACCAUGUCCAGUAGACCAGCAAAGCCUUGCCGUGUGGAAAUGAACUUGAGUGAUAAAAAGAUUUUUUGUGAAGUUUCUGUCAGGAGUGGUGGAGACUGGAGGUUCUGAUUAGUUGUGGAUUGGUCAAGAGACGAUCAGUGAAGAAAAAGCCUGUCUAUCAACUCCUGUCAGCUGAAGAAACACUGACUUGUCAAAUAAGAGAUUUGUCCGGCAGUCAUUCUAACAAGAAAACCAUUGGGGCCAUGUCAGCUUCAGCGCCUGAUGUCCUAUAUACAAAUGAUAAUGAUACCCAUGACCACGGGCUGAUUCUCUUGGUGGACCAGCGUGAGUCAGGAGGGGAUGUGGUGGGGCUAGGACAGUUGUGUAAAAUGUUUGAAGAUGUCGGAAUUAAGUACCGAACUGAAAUUUUAGACUGUGGAGAUUACCAGUGGAAGUGGAGAUGUGAUCAAGAGGAAAUAACUCUUCCUGUUGUUAUUGAAAGAAAGCGGGCUGAUGACCUGGCUGCAAGCCUAAAGGAUGGCCGCUUCUGGAAGCAGAUCAACAACAUGCUGAAGUGGCAGGAGAGGGCCAGAAAACAGGCCCUAGUGGGGCCACUGCAUUACAUCAUAGAGGGGGAACUGGAAAAAUAUGUGGUACAGUGUGAGGAUGGCUGUCAGGGGGUGGGUAGGUGUGGUCACCCACCUCUCUCUGCAGUACAGGCAGCUGUGAAGGAUUUGGAGUGUCACCCAUCCCUGUGUGUCCAUAAGACUGACUCGCUGCUCAACACUGUUAAUCUGCUAGCAAUAUUCUCAGCGGAUAUAGGGAAGAGGAUCUUUGAUGGAGAAUUUGAUAGGCUAAGAAGAGCCUGUUGUACAGAGAUGAAUGGCAACUCAAGUAAUAUGACUCACUCUGGUCUGUCUGGAGACACUUAUAUCAAACCUGGAACAGUGUGCAAAAAUGAUGAUGCUGAUGACACAACUGUGGGUAAUUACUGUAACAAUUCUGAAAGUACUACCAUUAAAGAUCUGCCAUCAUGUAACACUGGUAAUGAUGAUGAUGAUGAUGGUGUGAUACUAAUAUCUUAUGAAAUACCAGACACAAAGCAUGUUCAGCACAACUCAACAGGCUAUAGUAACAACAACAACAACAGCAACCCUUGCUCGUCGCCACUAGUGGAGGUCAAGCCUAUCUGUGGACAGACACACAAGCUAUCUGUCAGCACAGAUGUCUACACUAGUCAUGGUGCAGGUAGCCUGUCUUCUGUGAAACGUAAACUGGAAGACUCCUGGAGCAUUUCCCCAUCAAAGAGCACGCCAGGGGGAAAGGUUUACCUCAUGAAGACGGGUUACAAGCAAAAAAGCGGUAGUGAUUAGCCCGUGGACAACCC
Molecule: messenger RNA, 4020 nt
Organism: Liolophura sinensis
Lineage: Eukaryota; Metazoa; Mollusca; Polyplacophora; Chitonida; Chitonidae
Exons: 9
Coding region: 2897-4006 (369 amino acids)
Biological process (GO): mitotic intra-S DNA damage checkpoint signaling; resolution of meiotic recombination intermediates; double-strand break repair via break-induced replication
Cellular component (GO): nucleus; Holliday junction resolvase complex
Molecular function (GO): 3'-flap endonuclease activity; DNA binding; crossover junction DNA endonuclease activity
Source: RefSeq, a predicted model, not a curated record